ACCAAAAUUUUUCAAAAUAUUUCUUUCCCGUUACCAAUUAAAAAUAAACGCAAAACCUCUAUGUUUUAAGUCCUGCGAGGCAAUUGCCACGUAAGGCAACAAAAAGUUACAAAUGAAAUAUUAUUUAUUGCUGUGGGCGCUAUUGGUGUCAGUGCAGGGAUUCCCAAAAGAGAGAGCCGUCGAAGAGAAACGAUCACCACAAACUCAUUUGCAGGACAUUGAAGAGAGUUCGCAGACUAAAACAGACGUAGCAAGAGAUUGCAAAUCGAAGUGCGCGUCGAGUAUAGCUCAAAAAGCAGCCGCUGAAGCCAAGGCUGCGCAGGCUGCCCAAAAUGCAGCAGGUGCCCAAGCGGCGCAUAUGGUAAAAACUCAGCUGGCAGAAAAGGCUUUGCAAGCAGCAAAAGCUGCAGAAGCUGCAUUAGCUGGUAAACAAGCGGUUGUAGAACAACUCCAACAGGAAGUAAAGGAAGCCGAGGCUGUAGUCUGUGAGAAUACGCAAGCUGUUCACCAACAACAGUGCGCUGUGAAUGCUGCUAUACAGGCUGCACAACAAGCUUCAGCGCAGCAUAAGCUGAUGUGUCAAGCUGUGCAACUUUCUGCUCAACUGGAAAAGGCUGCUCAUUGUGUAUUGGAGAAAGUGAAGAUUGGUUUACAAGAGAAAUGCCACAAUCUGUCAGAGGCCAGAUCUAGAUUAGCUCAUCUACAACAUAAGCUGCAAUGCGCCUGCGCUGAAUGUGCCGCUACGAAGCAAGCCGCUCACUGCGCUUGCGAAGCCGCAAGAGCCGCUUGCGGGAAUGCUAGAAGGAGAAAACGUGUGAUUAAGAGAAAAGUUCCUGUUAAAAGGCAAAUAAAACGAAGACGAUGAUCGAGGAAUCCACAGCGAAAGAACCAAAGAGUUGAAUAAAUUAAGGAUCGUAAAAAUGUAACUUAAACAGUUAUGGGAAUAGUUUAACUUUUAUGAACACUUCUAUACACAACUACAAUCACUAUGUGAUGUCAAUAUUAUGUAGAUAUCAAUGACGCAAUUGAUCGUUAAUGUUUAUAAAUAUGGAUAUGAGAGGAAUAUCUUAGCAUUCCAUGGAUUCACCGUGCGAGUGCUGGGUCCAUCGCGUGGUAGAGAGAUCAACUCCGAGCAGAGUCCUGAACUUGUGACUACAGGAUGUAGUGUUAAGGAAUUCCUUGACGAUCGAACAACACUCCUCGUUCUCUGCUCGUGUUGGUCUCCCUGCGUAGCCACUACUGAAAUUUUGUUUGUAUUGUUACAAUAUCUCUUGAAUCUUUUAAAUAUUACAAAACUGAUUACUACUGCAGUAGGAAGUGAGAAAUAUCGCGACGUCUGGUGUGAUUUUAGAUAUAAUGCUGUAUACUUGUUUUGUGUUAAUUGUUAUGUUAAGACAUGUCGUCGAAGUUGUUUUAUAAUAGUUAUUAUUUUAAGAUUCUGAUAAAUAUAGAUCUAUUCUAUUUCUAUUAGUUUAUUUGUUAAUAUAUUUUCCAUAGUUAUUAUUGUCAUGUUAAUAGUGUAAUUCUUAAUA
Messenger RNA from Bicyclus anynana (squinting bush brown), 1532 nucleotides. Its product is annotated as tol-Pal system protein TolA-like. The transcript has 3 exons. The coding region runs from base 113 to 865 and encodes 250 amino acids. Lineage: Eukaryota; Metazoa; Arthropoda; Insecta; Lepidoptera; Nymphalidae. The record is from RefSeq and is a predicted model, not a curated record.